UUGGCAGUAACUUUCAUUAAACUGACCUUUCCUGACAUCAAGUUGCAAUGAUUCUACUUUUUACAAAGUAUUCAAUAUUUUGUGAACAGUCAACGACUUGUGUUGUGGACAGGCGGGUGACGCCCCUGGGUUUCCUUGUCGAAAUAACUUGCGAAAUUGUCUCGUAAUUUCCACAGAAAUUUCACCCCAUUAAAUGCUUAGGUAAUUUACGGGGAUAUUUUUCCAUUAGUCUAGGUUCACUAUUCAGUGCGUCAAGCUUCACAAUUCCAUGCAAGCUUCACUAUUCCGUGCAAAGGUAUUUCUCUGUGUCACCGUGAAUGGAUUCUCGCGAAUUUUGCAUACUUGGAUCCUCCGCUAACUUGGAUAAUGAACAAAUAUUUCUUCAAAGAUUCAGGUUGGGCGAGUUACGACUAAAGCCAUUUAUGUUCAGUAUCUUGAACGUGAUUUUUGCUGACGCAGAUUGUUUUACUGCGUUCUGAAGCAAAAAGGGACAAUUUUUAUUAUUUAAUUGAAAAGUUAUAGAGUGCAGUGAUCGUCGCACUUGACAAACUUGGAAGAUGCGCAUCAACUGCGAAGUGACAUCGCUACAUCGCGGCACGGCAGCCGUGUCGUGUCGGCAGCCUCGCGCCGUGCGAUCGACUUUGAGUGUCGCGUGCGCCGUGCCUGGUAAUGACCAGAGCGUGUGCCUGCAUCUCUGUAACGCUGCUAACAAACUUGGCACCCAGUAUAAGAUCUUGAACAACGUCAGUUACCUUUUUUCCAAGUUUAUCGAAGAGGGCAAGUUCACAAUACGGCUAAUAAAUCCUAACCUGGACCUUCUCGUCAAGACUGAUGCCGAACAAGCCAAAAAAUUCGUCAAAAUUCUUUCUCUUUGUGUGAGAGGAAAAGUACCAAAGAAUCUAUCUUCUGUGGAGGCGAUCAGAACCAGAGACCUCACGAAGCCCGAAGUAUCCCUAAAUAUCACUUCACAGCAGGACUACCCAGUCAAGACUGCCUUCCCGGCCCAUCUCCAGCAGUUAAUCGUGACAGAGUGCAAAUUGAAUCGGGUGGAGGGACGGAUUUUGCGCCUGCGUCGGCUGGAGAUUCUGAAUCUGAGUGACAACCUCAUAGUCGAGGUGCCCAGGACUGUCGCAGAUAUGGCCGCCCUCACCGAGCUCGUGCUCUCCGGCAACAAGAUCGCCUCGUUGCCAGCACAUUUGUUCGAUGGUAAAAUCAACGCCACAUUGAGGAAGCUCGACUUGGCGCGCAAUCAAUUGGUGUUGCUGCCGGCCAGCUUGUGUUUGCUGAACAAGUUGUUCACGCUGGACGUGAGCAGUAACCAACUCAUGGUCAUCCCGCUCACCAUCAAAAGACUAGCCAGCCUGCAGUACCUCAACUUAUCGGACAACCCGCUGACCUCACUACCUUUUGCGGUAUCAGAGAUGCCACUUACGAGCUUAAGUUUCGACUACAUCUUGCCACACGAAUAUGUUCAUGAGCCUUACUACAGCAACAGUCCUCCUGUGUUGCCGCUCACCGAGAUGGCUGCAAGAACAUUGUUGGGAUGCAAGCACAGAGAUCCGGAAUACCUGCACCACUUGACGAAGGAUUUGCCCAGCACUCUGCGGAGACGUCUUAUGUACUUUAUUGGAUGCGACUUUUGUUCCGGAGUUUGUGUGAGCUAUGGCACCAUUUAUUACAAAGACUUACGUAUGGGAAAUUUCAAGGCGAUGCUCAUAGAAAAGCGAAGAGGAAUGCCAGUUUUCCCCGGUUCCCAUAUGUCCUGCUGUAGCCAACGCAGAGCUGAGCGCUUACCUCGGGGCCCGAGCCACAUUCUGGCCGAGAGAUGAUACACUAAGAUAUACCGCACAUUGGUUAUUCAGCGAGGUGAUUGUAAAAUUAUUUAGUUGGUGAUUGAAAUUUACUAGGUACUGUAACUUAUCAUUGCUGAGAAGGCGAAUGUGUCAAUGAUACACUAAGAUAUACCGCACAUCUGUUAUUCAGCGGGGUGAUUAUAAAAUUAUUUAGUUGGUGAUUGAAAUUUACUAGGUACUGUAACUUAUCAUUGCUGAGAAGGCGAAUGUGUCAAUGAUACCCUGUGAUGUACGGCACAUUUGUUAUUCAGCGAGGUGAUUAUAAAAUUAUUUAGUUGCUGAUUGAAAUUUACUAGGUACUGUAACUUAUCAUUGCUGAGAAGGCGAAUGUGUCCAAUGACAGAGUAAAGAAGCAAGAGCAAUGAGCCUUCUACAGUUUGAAUUUCAGGUGUCUGUCUUCACUUUAGUUUGCGAAUUGAGAGUCCUAAGCUUUUAAUCUGUCUCGCGGAUAUUCUUCUUUCGUUCAUUAUAUGAACCUGAUGCAAAGAAGUGGGCGAUGUUAGCGCUAUUGUGUGCAUUGUAUUGUAUAGCCGCUAGCAUUUUUGUGAGGCUAAUAUUUCAAGUAUUUAAGUCGACCUCUUCCUUGAACAAUUCUGAUUCUUGAUCUCGACUUGUGACGCCUCUAUGGAUACAUUUUCUUCCGUAUUCCAAUGCUCAAGGCUGGCUGUGACUAUCAAUAAAUUGCACUUGCUUGUAUUGUUGGUCAGGCUCAUUGCCGAUGCACGAUGACCAUUAACAGAGGUACGCCGUUACUCAAGGAUAUAGUUGACAGAUAUGCCUUUAUUGUAAGCCUAGUUUUUAAAUUUAUAGGAGAUUGCGAAGUUUACUGCUCGAUUUGUUCUCAGUAAAAUUAGUUAGUUUGUGCAAAUGUUGAGUUGAUGGAUUGUUGCUCAUUUAAACCGACAGUGUUUUUCUCCCUCUAGACUCCAGUUUUGUUAUUCAGUUGAUCGUGACUAAAGUUUUAACUCGUCAAAUAUUCACCGAGUAGUUAAAAUAAACCUUAAAAAGCUUAUCAUUUGUUUAAAGCUUUACGCUGUUAUCGCUGCCAGAAAUUGUAUGAUAAAAAAUAAUCGAAUCCAAUAGAUGCUUUUUACUUCUCAACUCACAAAAGAAAAACAACAUUUAAUAGAUGCACAUGACAUCUGCCAGUCGUGCAAACCACGUGUAUUUUGGGUCUUAGCUUGGGACAGUAGUAACUACGUUUUUUUUUUCAGAU
Messenger RNA from Hyalella azteca, 3069 nucleotides. It is a transcript of the gene Lrr47, whose product is annotated as leucine-rich repeat and death domain-containing protein 1. Bases 558 to 1829 code for a protein of 423 amino acids. NCBI's taxonomy places the organism in Eukaryota, Metazoa, Arthropoda, Malacostraca, Amphipoda, Hyalellidae. The transcript is spliced from 9 exons. Gene Ontology annotation, molecular function: protein binding. The record is from RefSeq and is a predicted model, not a curated record.